Messenger RNA from Ustilaginoidea virens, 2433 nucleotides. RefSeq lists its product as uncharacterized. The transcript has 2 exons. Bases 1 to 2433 code for a protein of 810 amino acids. NCBI's taxonomy places the organism in Eukaryota, Fungi, Ascomycota, Sordariomycetes, Hypocreales, Clavicipitaceae. The record is from RefSeq and is a predicted model, not a curated record. Gene Ontology annotation, molecular function: nucleic acid binding; RNA helicase activity; ATP binding. Gene Ontology annotation, cellular component: nucleolus.
AUGCUGCCUCCCUCCAGCAAGCGCAAGGUCCCCCCAACCCCCGGACCUGCACCGAAGCGAAACAAGAACGAGUCCGGCACUGGCCCACGGUCGAAAGCAGCAGCAGCGGGCGGGAAACCAAAGAGCAAACCCAGGGCCUCCUCCUCGUCCAUCGGCAGAAAGGUGCUUGACGCUUCCUCGCUUGGCUGGGAAGCAGUUGGCCAGGACGACUUUGGCGCGCUGCAGGUCAUCUCGGGCGUCGACGUGGUCAGAAACGGUGGAAAUGUCCAGUUCAUCGUGAAGGACGAGGAAAAGGAGCUUUCGCGUGCGCCUUCUGAAGCUGGAGAUGAAGAAGACUCUUUUGAAGGGUUUAGUGACGGCCCUGUGGAGGGCCAAGAUGUCCAUCCCCGCAAAGCUGGCGAUGCUGGAGCUGACUUGGAGGGCGACAAGUCUCCGCCAGAGAGUGGCGAGGUUUGCGGCCUCGCCAAGGCGGAGGAGGAGGAGCAAGCCAAGACGGCCAACAACCGGGGCAAGAUCCAAGCCGCGCGGAAAAGGGAGGCGGUGCCACCGAGAGACGCCGGCAAAACCACGCCGAGGCCCGCUCCAGACGGCAGCGGGAACGAGUUUCUGGCGCUGGCGGAGAUGACGGAUCAGGACGCCGAGGCGGACAACCUCGACAUGGCCCAGUGGAUGGCGCUGAAUCUGUCGCCGGCCUUGGUCUCCGCCAUUGCAAAGCUGGGCUUCACCGCCCCAACCGCCAUCCAGAAGCAAGCAAUCCCCGAGAUCAUCGCGGGAGAGGAUGUGAUUGGCAAGGCGCAGACUGGUUCGGGGAAAACGCUGGCCUUUGGCAUCCCCAUUGUCGACAAGUGGCUCGAGCAAAACGAGCGAACUCACGCCGAGUCGGACGACGACGACGACGACGGCGACGACCGGAAACCCCAGGCGAGCAAGCCUCCCAUGGCGCUGGUUCUCAGCCCGACACGGGAGCUGGCCAAGCAGAUUGGCAGCCACAUCAAGGCCGUGUGCGACGGCCUGCCUGCGUCGCCCCAUGUCUGCGUCGUCACGGGCGGGCUGAGCGUGCAAAAGCAGCAGAGGCAGCUGGCAAAGGCGGACAUUGUCGUUGGCACGCCCGGUCGUCUGUGGGAGGUCUUGGACGGCGACGCCGCCCUCCAGCAGCAGUUUACCAAGAUCCAGUUCCUGGUCAUUGACGAAGCCGACAGGCUGUUCAAGGCGGGGCAGUUUAAAGAGGCAGAAAGCAUCAUUGGCGCCCUGGACAGACGCCGCCCCGCGGCCGACGGUUAUUCUGACGGUUCCGACCCCGACGAUGCUGCCGACGAUGCUGCCCGCGACACCGCCCACCGGCAGACGCUUGUCUUUUCGGCCACGUUUGACAAGGAUCUGCAGACCCAGCUGGCCGGCAAAGGCAGGGGACCCAAGCCCGGGAGCCAGGAGGAGAAGAUGGCAUACCUCACCAAGUGCCUCAGGUUCCGGGGGGAACCCAAGUUCAUCGACGUCAAUCCUGCCAGCCGCAUGGCCGACAACCUCUGCGAGGGCUUGAUUGAAUGCGGAGCCAUGGAAAAGGACUUGUACUUGUACACGGUUCUUCUACUCAAUCCCGGCCGCCGCACCCUCGUCUUCACCAACUCCAUCUCCGCCGUCCGCCGAAUCACGCCCCUCCUCCAGAACCUCAACCAGGCCGCCGUGCCGCUGCACUCGCAGAUGAUGCAGAAGGCGCGGCUCCGAUCCCUGGAGCGCUUCGCCGCCGCCCGCCACGCCGUCCUCGUCGCCACCGACGUCGCCGCUCGCGGUCUCGACAUCCAGCAAGUCGACCAGGUCAUCCACUACCACGUGCCCCGCGCCGCGGACACGUACAUCCAUCGCUCGGGGCGCACCGCCCGCGCCGACCGCAGCGGCGCCAGCAUCCUGCUCUGCUCGCCGGACGAGGUCCUCCCCACGCGCAGGCUCGCCGGCAAAGUCCACGCCGAGCGCGCCCCGGCCGGCAGGAAGCAGCACGUCAUCGAGAGCCUGCCCGUCGACAGGAAAGUCGCGUCGCGCCUCAAGCCGCGCGUGGACCUGGCCAAGAAGAUUACCGACGCCAUGCUGGCCAAGGAAAAGGCCCACAGCAACGACGCCUGGCUCCGCAACGCCGCCGAGGAGCUCGGCGUCGACUACGACUCGGACGAGUUCGAGGCCACCGCGGCGAGCGGCUGGGCCGGGGCCAGCCGCGGCGGCGGGCGGCGGCGCAAGGAGAAGGAGGCCAGGGCCUUGUCCAAGGCCGAGAUGGGGGCGCUGAAGGCCCAGCUGAGGCACGAGCUGAGCCAAAGAGUCAACUUGGGCGUCAGCGAACGGUACAUCACCGGCGGGCGGGUCGACGUCGCACAGCUGCUGAAGGAGAGGGACAAUUCCGUCGCCGGGCUUUUCCUCGGAGGGGGCAACCUGGGGUUGGGCUUAUGA